CCAAACUCGCUGUCCUCACCCCAGCCCGCCCGUCGCCCUCUCCGCCCUGUCCUCGCCACUGCAGCGGGGGCAGCGCUUGGGCGCCGCCAGGGACUCCCCGCCACCCUCCCCGCACAGGCUGCUGCCGCUGAACCCGCGCCGCGGCCCACAGCGCAGCCGGGGACGCCCGGGCUGGAAGACGGGGACCCGCGCCUGAGCGUCCCCGGUGCGCUGGGUGCGCGGGCGGGGGCGGGAGGAAGGGGCGGGGGAAUUCCUGAUUCCCCGGCGGACCCUGGAAGUUGUCCUCAAAUAAAUACAUCGCCCGCCCGCGGUGGAGCAGCCACCGCGUCAGAGCAGCAUGUGGACUGGCUCGCUGGGUCCCCGAAGUGUUCUGUGGCUGCCGCCGCCGCCACCGCCGCCGCCUCGGUCAGCGCAGCAGGAGCCGCGCGGGGCGAGGAGCGGGGACGCGCGGCCGCCGCGUCCUCUGCUUGCUGCUGACCGCUUCUCCUCGGGAGGUGGCAGUCACCGUUGCUGCUGAGAAACCAGCCCGCAUUUCCGCGGCUGGUCGCCUGGUGAGGAGGUGAGCUCUGCGCCUUCUGCCCGGACCCACAUGGCUUGUUACCUGGUCAUCAGCUCGAGACAUCUCAGCAAUGGGCACUACCGGGGCAUCAAAGGAGUCUUCAGAGGACCCCUCUGCAAGAACGGGUCUCCCUCUCCGGAUUUUGCAGAAAAGGAGAAGUCUACAGCAAAGGCCCUGGAAGACGUAAAGGCAAACUUUUAUUGUGAAUUAUGUGACAAGCAAUAUCACAAACACCAGGAGUUUGACAAUCAUAUUAAUUCUUAUGAUCAUGCUCAUAAGCAGAGAUUGAAAGAAUUAAAGCAACGGGAAUUUGCUCGAAAUGUAGCUUCCAAGUCAUGGAAAGAUGAGAAGAAACAAGAAAAAGCACUUAAGCGACUUCAUCAACUGGCUGAGUUAAGGCAGCAAUCUGAAUGUGUUUCUGGAAAUGGACCAGCAUACAAAGCCCCCAGAGUAACUACAGAAAAGCAACUCCAGCAAGAAAUGUUCCCAGUUAAGAAUGGUAGAAAGAUAUCUUGCAUGAAGGGUGCACUUCUCCUUAAAGGAAAGAAUCUCCCCAGAAGCAUUUCUGAUAAACUGCGGUCCACCGGGCCAAAUCGACACCAGUUGCAAACAGACAGACGUUAUUUAUUUGGAAAUCGGAUAGCACAAACAUCUUCAGAUCUUAGCAAUGCAAAUCACAGGACAGGAGUAUCAUUUUCUUUUUCAAAAAAAGUGCAUCUAAAGUUAGAAUCUUCAGCAUCAGUUUUCAGUGAGAACACAGAAGAAACCCAUGAUUGUAACAAGUCGCCCCUUUAUAAGACAAAAAAAACUGCAGAGAAAUGCAAGUGCUGCAGGUUUGCAAAUGAGGAUACACACCUUACUAAGGAAAAAGAUGUAAACAUCUCACCAAGCCAUCUGGAAAGGGUUUUGCAUAAUACCUUCUCCAUAAGCUCUAAAAUUUUGCAAAACAAAAAUUACUCUGUUGAUGGAACACUAGAAGAUUCAAUUGGCAUUCAUGCUUCAUUAUCUAAAUCUAACAUUCAUCUUUCAGAUGUGGAUUUUACGCCUUCUAAUAGAGAAAAAGAAACUAGAAACAUGUUGAAGAACACUACAGAAAACCACAUUAAUCACCCAAGUCAAGCAAAUGCUUCAUUCGGCCCACCAACCAUUUACAAACACAGUGAUGCCAGAAUAUUUGAAUGCCUGGAUGAGUUUUCAUCGCCAGAGCCAAGUGAACAAAAGAGUACAAUGUAUCUGAAUCCAAAUUCCAGACUGGAGAACAGAGAAACAUCUUUAGAUAAAACAGAAAGAGUUAGCAAAAAUGUGCAAAGACUUGUAAGAGAAGUGACAUCCAAACCAUUGCCUUUUCUCCACGUACAAAGCAAGGAUGGCCACACCACUCUUCAAUGGCCUACAGAACUUCUGCUCUUUACGAAAACAGAGCCUUGUAUCUCUUAUGGCUGCAACCCAUUAUAUUUUGAUUUUAAGCUUUCUCGGAACACAAAGUAUGGCCCUAAUCCCCAGGAAUUAAAAACAGAACUGGGUGAGGAACCCUUGGAAAUGAAGAAUAAAAUAGAGAGUCAAGUCUCAGGUUUAAUAAAGGACCAACAAAAAUUGAUCCAAGAAGAUAAUCGGUCUCUGAAACCAAAGAUGAUGAUAGCUAAUCCAGAUUGGGAAAAUUUCCAGAGAGAAUAUAAUUUGGGCUACCAUGAUUCUGAGCCAAAUAAGAGUGAACGUAAUUUUAGUGAAAAGAAUUUGAAAGUGAAAACUCCUGAAGUGCCUGCUUACCUUGGUAAGUCUCUAAAGGAUUGUGUAGGAAAAAAUAACAAUAGCGAUAAUGAGCAUGAGGAACCUCCAGGGGCCCAUUGGCAAAGCUGCCAGAGGGUAGUUUUAAAUGAUGCAAAUGAGGGACUGUCUUUUCCUCCCUACAUCUCUAGGACUAAAAAGCAUAAACUGAUCCCCUGCGAUCCUCAUUCAGACUUUGAAGACGAAAGCCAAUUCAACUGUCAUUCUAGUCCUUAUGCAGAAGGGGACCACGGUGACCACGGGAAGGACUUCAGUGUAAUUUUGAAUAGCAACCACAUUGGCAUGGCCAGCCAUGUUUCUGGAUGCAGAAACCAAAGCCACAAGAGAUGUUCUCUAAAAUCAUCUCUGCAUGGACGUUCUAGCCCUUUGGACACAUCCCCUAGCAGCGGGUCCAGCUUGAGAAGUACUUGUUUGCGUCAUAGGUUCAAUGAUAAUGGCAGAGGUAAUCUGCUCCACUUUUGUAAAAGAGAACACAACUCCGCCGAAAGGCACAAAUGGAAACGCAGAAAGCACAAUGGCCUCUGCUUGUCUGAUGAGAUCAUGAAGAGCAACCGACUACAGCCCGAAACACAGAGAGAUAGGAACUGCAAAUUGUGGAAAUCAUUUAAAAAUGAGAAAUACUCCAAACAUAGAUAUUGUCCCUGCAGAGAGAGACAUAAAUUGGGCAAAAAUCAACACCAAUUUUCAGAGACGAAAUCUACUAGAAUCAUCCAUUGUGAUUCCAGUUCUAGUUCACAGGUUUCCUAUGCCGGUGGCAGUGAAAAAUCACCUCACUGCCAUGGACCUCAGCGCAGCAGAUUAGGCUCUUACUCAAGAGAGAGAAUUUAUUACUUAAAUAAAAUAAAGAGAAAUCAAGAGUCUUCGGACAGCUCUCACAUUUGUGAUCUGGGAACAGUCAAGCCCUUACAGUGUGACUCUGAGAAUGUCAGCUGCCUUCCAAGGACCUGUUCCAGGGGCCCUUCAGAAACCACUCAGUUGAACGUUACAGAAGGCGAGAAGACCCCCCAGACAGCCAAAAGCCUUUUAGAAAGAGUACAAGCCAAGAAGUGUCGGGAACAAUCAACUAAUUUUGAGGUCUCUUCAAACAGCUGUAAAAAUGAAUUAGAGGCUCAUUCACAAAGCCAGUGCACAGUUCAACCUGUAUCACCGGGCUGUAACAGACCAGCAUUGCCUUUGUCUGAAAAAAUACAGUACACGACUAAAAGAAGAAAUGACAAAGGCAGUGUCAUUCCAAGGACUACUGAGAAAGACAAAAUCAGAAGUUCACAGACAAAUAUUACCGUUUUAGCAGACACUGAUUGUGAUAACCAUCUUUCUAAAGGUAUAAUUCACAUAGUAACAGAGUCUCAGUCGCUAAACAUAAAAAGGAACCCAACAAUAAAAGAACAAUCAAAACCUUUAAUUAGUGAAGCCCAACCUUUUAUUCAAAGCUGUGACCCAGUACCAAAUGAUUUCCCUGGUGCUUUUCCAUCUGAUAGAUAUGCUGGCGUUACUGAUUCAACAGAGACCAAAGAGGACCAAAUAAAUCUAGACUUACAGGAUGUAAGCAUACAUAUGAAUCAUGGAGAAGGAAAUAUAAACUCUUACUAUGACAGAACUAUGCAGAUGUCCGACAAAGUGGAAGAUGAAUUAGAAAUGUGUCAUAAAUCUCUCUCCCCCCCUUUAAUUCAACAGCCCAUAACAUUUUCUCCUGAUGAAAUAGAUAAAUAUAAGCUCCUACAGCUACAAGCCCAGCAGCACAUGCAGAAACAGCUCCUAUCGAAGCAUCUUCGAGUUUUGCCUGCGGCAGGGCUGACUGCCUUCUCUCCGGCCUCGGCUGUACAGACAGUUCCAGUUCACCAGCACGCGUCUAUCACCGCCAUCCACCACACGUUCCUGCAGCAUUUUGCUGUUUCUGCUUCCCUAAGUUCUCACAGCCGUCACCUCCCUGUUGCUCAUCUACAUCCCCUUUCACAGCCACAUUUUGCUCCGAUCUCAUUUUCAACUCUGACUCCAACCAUUAUCCCCGCACACCCCACUUUCUUAGCAGGUCAUCCCCUGCAUUUAGUUGCUGCUCCCUUCCACUCAUCUCACAUAACACUUCAGCCCCUGGCUCCGGCAGCAUUUAUCCCCACAUUGUUUGGCCCUCACUUAAAUCCAGCCACAACUUCGAUCAUCCACUUGAAUCCUUUAAUCCAACCAGUGUUCCAAGGUCAAGAACUGUGCCAUAAUUCUUGCUCCACCCAGAUGCAACAGUUUAGUGGAGUGAAAGAGGCCUUAAAUGUGUCAGCGCACUUGAACUAACAGGUGUCAAAGCUCCUCUUGUGGAUAAAUAAAAACAAAUUAUCACUACCUAGCAAAUGAUACAUUGAAAGUGGUCUAUCCAAUUAUUAUAAGAUUUAAAAUAUUGCUGCCAAUUCAAAAUGUGACCAAUAUAUAAAUAUGAACUGAAUUUACCAAUAUAGA
Messenger RNA from Lemur catta (Ring-tailed lemur), 4789 nucleotides. RefSeq names its product zinc finger protein 804B (gene ZNF804B). The record is from RefSeq and is a predicted model, not a curated record. The transcript is spliced from 4 exons. Gene Ontology annotation, cellular component: nucleus. NCBI's taxonomy places the organism in Eukaryota, Metazoa, Chordata, Mammalia, Primates, Lemuridae. The coding region runs from base 590 to 4627 and encodes 1345 amino acids.